Molecule: messenger RNA, 1671 nt
Organism: Linum tenue
Lineage: Eukaryota; Viridiplantae; Streptophyta; Magnoliopsida; Malpighiales; Linaceae
Source: the annotation of a GenBank genome assembly
AACACCUGCCCCAAAUAUCCAUUUCCCCAUAUCCCUAAUUGGAAGAAGCAACCAAUUGCCCAGACUACAUCCGCCACGAACAUUGCAGUUCAAUUCAACCGGAAGCAGAUUGGAAGUUGGUUCCCACCUGGAAUCAGACGUCACGCAGUCAAAUCCUCAGCUCUGAAUGUGGCCCUCUUUGCGGCGGCAGCGGGGAACAAAAGGAACCGAGCUGCUUUUCAAUUCGAGUUACUCCUUGAACAUGGACGCUACACCAUGGCAUUCAAUGGCAUCCGAGAUCUUGAGUCCGAGAAACAACUCUGGUCAGGUCAUUGUCGCGUCUCCAGGGCAUGGUUGGGUGUCAAUGUGACGACUGAUAAAGUCCUGCAUUUCGAUCUCAUCUUGAUGGAUGCCAAGGGAAAUGAUAUAUGGGUGCAUAUCCCACCAGUGCUGCAAGACCACUUCAAACGAUUGCUGCAGGAACAGCAGGUCUACAACAUUAAAAACUUUGAGCUUCACACGACCCAACUGAAAUAUCGCCCCAUUGCCAAUACAUAUAUCAUGUCGUUCUCCCGGAAGACUACUGUUGAGCAUGUUCCUGAUGUCCCUGCCAUUCCUGCCUUCAAAUUCAGUUUCCUCAAAGCAAGUGAGAUGGCAUCUAAAUUGAAUGAUGUGGUCAUCCUCUCAGAUGUUGUUGGGCAAGUAGUACAGCACUCGGAUGCCAUCAAGACAACGAAUCUUGCUAGGAAAACCAUUCGGAAGGAGCUUCAACUGAAACUAAUUGAAGGGGAUGUUGUCAAAGUUAUUAUCUGGGGAAGAGUUGUAGCUGAAUUUGAUAAGUUGAUCAAACCUGGUGAUAAUGAACAAGUCAUACUGGUUGUAACUGCUGUUUCUGUCAAACCCUUCCUAGGUGAACUUUGCUUUAAUUCUUCGGGUUCAACAGUGUUGUAUCCCAACCUUGAUAUCCCAGAAGUAAAGGCUUUCACAACCAGGAAUGUGCAACCACAGCAGCCCGUGUUUGUUGAAUUACCCCCACCCCCCUUCAUUCGUAAUAUUACUCUAUCGGAAUUGCUGGAACUUCAAUUGGACCCUGAUAAUGAGGAAUGUGUGUAUGCUGUCGAAUGCAAAGUCGUAGGAAUCAAGCCAUUUUGGUGUUACAUGGGCUGUCCAACCUGUGUCCUUAAACCCAUAGAAAGACAUGGAGAAUACUACUGUGUCAAAUGCAACAAGCCAACACCAACAAGAGAUGCCAAAUAUCGUAUACAGCUUGAUGUUGAAAGCAAUUCUGUGCCAGCUACCUUUAUCAUCUUUGAGUAUGAAGCAAAACGCUUCUUUGGUGUCAGUGGUAAUGACCUUUUCAAUAGGACGGGUCAAAACAAUGAGGUACCCCCUCCAGAUCUACUCCAAAUAGUUGGUGACACCAAACUAUUUCAUGUCAAGUUCAAGAUAAAUCUCUACAGUGAUUCACAAGCUGAUUUCACUGUCUUAAAAAUCUUGGAACCCACAGAACAGUCUCCAGCUUCUGUUCUUCACAAAGAUGCCUCAUGUUCAUCAAUUACCAGUGGAGUUGAGUCCUCCCAAACUUCAUCUCAACAUUCCAUCCCAAAUCCAGCACAUCAAGAGGCAGACAAAGGCGUUUCUGUUGAUAUCACACCUGAUAAUAAACUGAAACGAAAGAUGCACCCAGAGUGA